Chilo suppressalis (striped riceborer) is the source of this 445-nucleotide messenger RNA. The record is from the annotation of a GenBank genome assembly. Lineage: Eukaryota; Metazoa; Arthropoda; Insecta; Lepidoptera; Crambidae.
GGAAAGAACAGAACCAAAAAAAAAAAACUACUUGCUAGGUUAAUGAUCUGUGAUUUCUUUCGGAAUUCCUAAAUUCAUUCCAAGGGCUCCUCUACCAAAUCAAAUCAGGCCUCUAGAGGAUUACGUGUAUAGUCUGUUCGUGCUACAAGAAUAAUAUUACGCGAUGGCAGACGCAGCAACCCGAGAGCAAUCUGUAACCAAAGUUCCAAUGAUAUAUGUUUGUGGAGAGUGCCAUAGAGAGAAUGAAAUCAAACCAAGAGAUCCUAUCAGAUGCAGAGAGUGUGGAUAUCGUAUUAUGUACAAGAAACGAACAAAAAGGUUGGUCGUUUUUGACGCACGGUAACUGACAAGGCAGCAAAGAACUAUUCUUAUAUAUAAGUAAGUAGGUACCUAAAAAAGAAUGUGUAAGGUUUUCCAUAUCUUUGUUAAAUAAAUAUUUUUUAUA